Triplophysa rosa is the source of this 2990-nucleotide messenger RNA. Its product is annotated as adhesion G-protein coupled receptor G2-like. The record is from RefSeq and is a predicted model, not a curated record. Gene Ontology annotation, molecular function: G protein-coupled receptor activity. Gene Ontology annotation, biological process: adenylate cyclase-activating G protein-coupled receptor signaling pathway; cell surface receptor signaling pathway. The coding region runs from base 35 to 1711 and encodes 558 amino acids. The transcript has 13 exons. Gene Ontology annotation, cellular component: membrane. NCBI's taxonomy places the organism in Eukaryota, Metazoa, Chordata, Actinopteri, Cypriniformes, Nemacheilidae.
GCUACACUACUUCCAUCAAUCUUUCAAGGAGAAAAUGGUUGGAGCUGAAUAUAUGACACACUUCCUAUAUAUGGCUUUGAUCUUUGGUGCAGAACAAAAAUCAACAACAACAAAACAAGAGAAGUUUACUGCAACUACAUCAAAGCCAAAUCAGGUAUAUGAUGGGAGAAGAUCAAAUACUAAUAAACAACAUAACUGCAACCCAAAACCCAAUUGCCUCUCCAUCACGGAAAAGAUCGAAUGGUUAAAUGACCCCAAGAAUCCAGAACAUUCCAAAAACAAGACACAUUUGAAAGAUCGCAACAGAGAGGAGACAGAAUUUAUAAUUGACAUUAUCAACAUAACCUCUACUAAUGAAACUAAGAUCUGGAUACUUCAGAAUCUUGACAUAGCUGUGGUUAAAAUAGACGUAAACACGACAGAUGAUCUUAUACAAAUCAACGCUUCAAUGCUAUUUAAUGAUACGCAAGCAGCACAGAUAUGGAUCCCGGUGGAGACUUUCCAAAACUUCUCAGAGGAAGAGCACAAAGUUGGUGUAGUUUCUUACGACUCUGGCGACCAAUUUACCCUUGAACUGGAAAAUGCAGUUAUUGUAUCUAAAGUCACACGGAUUGAAGUUCCUGGACAUGACAUUGUGAAUUUGACCGAUCCACUUAGAAUACAUUUCCCGGUCAAUAUGACAACUAACAACGGCAACAAUUAUUCAUGUCAGUUCUUUGACGAUAAAGAUACUAUCUGGAGAGAUCAUGGCUGUUCCACCAGAAACAUCAGAGAUUAUGUUGUGGAGUGCUCAUGUAACCACAUGACUGCAUUUGCUGUGCUUCUGGUUGAGUUGAAGAACACAGAUGAAGAGCACUGGACAAUCCUGUCGUACAUCAGCUACAUAGGCUGCGGUCUAUCUGCUGUAUUUUCUGGUUGCUCCAUAUUGACCUUUAUUAUCAACAGUAAUGGCAGGAAAGUAGUGUCCAGGAGCAUCCAUGUGUCUCUGAGUGCCGCGCUGUUUCUCCUCAACAUCACUUUUAUGCUCAGCGAGUGGGCUGCCACAAUAAAUCAAGACGGAGUGUGUGUGUUUGUCGCUGUGGCGAUACACUACAGUCUGCUGUGCUGUUUCACCUGGAUGGCCAUUGAAGCUUUGCACCUCUACCUUCUUCUGGUCAGAGUGUUUAACAUUUACAUCCAGCACUACAUGGCCAAGCUCUCUCUGAUUGGAUGGGGAGUCCCAGCUAUUCUAAUUGGAGGUUUACUUACAGUUAGCAGUCACCCUUUGUAUGGUACUAAAAAAAUCACAUUAUCAGAUGCCAAUAAAACAAACGAAAUUUGCUGGACAACAGAGGCUCCCAUCCCAUAUGCGGUGAACAUUUCCUACUUUGCCUUCAUAUUCCUGUUCAACACCGGAAUCCUGAUCACAGUUUCCUUAAAGAUCUUCAUGCUUCGUAAAGCUGACAAAAAUAGCAAAACGGUGAAUGUCUGCAAGAAUGUCAGCACAGUUCUGGGCUUAAUGUGUCUGUUGGGUAUCACAUGGGGUUUGGUGUUUUUCACGUCUGGAUAUACAAACUACCCCAUUCUCUACCUGUUCUGCAUCUUGAACUCGAUGCAAGGGUUUUACAUCUUUCUGUGGAUGUGUCUGACAGCAAGGCCUGAAAAACAGCAAGCAGAUCAAAAAUCUACAUUCACUGUGGACACCACUGACAAUUAUAAGCAGAAUUCCUGAAACCUAAAACCACUUUUCACAACAACAGGGUUUUUUUGAUAAAUCGAUCUUAAAAUAGGUCAAGGCAUUUCACUAUAGUUUCACUAUUUACCCUACAGUUUAAGUUGCUAAAUGAAAUAUUAAAGGGCUUUGUCAGAGCCUGUGGCCAUGUGGAAGGUGCUUGUGGACAGUGCUCUAGACAGGUCGCUGUCCUCUGUAGAGAAUUUAGCAUAAGCCAAAUGGUCGGAGUCAUUGAAAGAAGAGCCAUCAACCCCCUUCACUCCCCUUUCUCCUGGUUUCUUGAUACCAUCAUCAAAAGACCAGAGUCAAAAACCUCUCACUGAGAGUUUUGAUAACCUUUCGUUUCUCUGUUGGAUAUUUUACGACUCCUAAGCUUCAAAGCAGAGGGGAGAAGUCUCUCUGUCUAAUCUGAAACUUGGCUAACCAGAGAAACUUCUCUGACAAAUAGGAACUUGUGUGAUUCAACUGUCCUUUUCUAUAAAUAUAUCUAAAUCUAAAUAUCUAUGUUAUAUGUUGUCGCUCUUGCCAUUUUUAAAUAAUCUGUAAUUGUUAAAUAGGCAAGUUAAUUUCGGCUUUGUUUGUAUUCGUACCUCCGAAUAAAUCAUGACUUGAUGCAAUUCAAACCUUAGCAUAUUUGAUAUAUAAAUGUUUGUCUUUACAAUUCCUCCUUGUUUACAUAUAUUGUGUGACCAUAGAACAUUCUCUUUUUCAUUAUGUUAUCAUUUGGAAUGGUAUUUUGUAAAGUUGCCAGGAGGUCAUAAAGAUGCAAAUUAGCUGUUAAGUGGACAAAGAACCUCUUCCCUGCUCAACUCUGAUUGGUCGAUUCAAACUCAGGUGGGCAUGCCCUUGUUUCGUGGCGUCUCUUCGGAGACUGCCCUGAAUCCCCCACCCCCACUGGGGAAGAAGAAGGAACAAUGGACUCUGCUGCCACGUGGCUAGGCCAUGCGGCCGAUCACGAGGCCCACAACUUUCUGCAGGACUGCCUUCUGAAACCUUUUGAACAAUUCCAUCUCUACAUGUGCAUACGGGUAUCGGUCCAGCACAGAGCUUGCAAGUCCGUUUCUAUUUAUAGAAUAGCUGCGUUAAGUCUGUGCCUCUUUGUUAAAGAUGAUUUUUAUUGGUGUUCAGAAAUCGCUGCCAUGCCCUCUCUCUCUCUCUCUCUCUCUCUCUCUCUCUUUCUCUCUCCUCGCUUCCUAGCGCAUUUGUGUUUCAUGUAUUUGUUUGUUUUAUGCGAUCGUCAUUGUUUUGUUUACCAUGUAGAGUAGAGUUUAAUAAACAA